GUGAAAUGAUUGUAUCCUCAUCAAGAUAUCAUGUGCAGGAGUCCUCGAAAUCCAUGUACGAGACGAAGAUGACAAUGAUUGUGCGUAAAUUCCAAAAAGAUGAUGUCGGCUCAUACCGUUGCAUAGCGAAGAACUCACUCGAAAUUCCCGGUCCGAAUCGUAAAAAUCCAGCGGGCAAACAUGCCGGUGGCAGCAACGAUGCAGACACCAAUGACGUGCUAAAAAUGAAGCAAGUCAAAGUCACAUAUCAGCCAGACGACGAAGACCUAUACGGCUCAGCGGAGGAUUUCGAUGACAGCGAAUUACCGUCGCCGCCGUUAACGCCAAACAUCUACUACGCGAAUGGUCAGAAGUCGGCGACACAUCGGCCGGCCAUGUCCGGCGCCGGCGCCGGCACUGGCAUCGGUGGAGGUAGCGGCGGGCAACUCGCCUCGGCUGGUGGUGCAUCAGACGGUCGCCAUCACCAUCAUAAUUCAGGUGGUGUCGGCGGCGGUGGUGGUGGUGGUGGCAUUGGAUCGGUCGGUGGCAUUGCCAAUCUCGAUUUCGGCAAUCUGGGUGCCACAAGCGGCGGCGGCAUUAGCAUUAGUAGCGGUUUCGCGGUGGCGUACUUUGGUAGCAUAGCGCGCAAGCCUCCGUUUUAUGACAGCUUUGUCGGCAUGUUUGGCAGCAAAACGGAAGUGCGCGACGCAGUGGAGAAUAACGAGCUGCGAUCGGCGGUGGCGCGGACACAACAAGUGGGGCGCUUUGCGUCG
This is a messenger RNA of Rhagoletis zephyria (snowberry fruit fly), 752 nucleotides long. Its product is annotated as dachshund homolog 1-like. The record is from RefSeq and is a predicted model, not a curated record. NCBI's taxonomy places the organism in Eukaryota, Metazoa, Arthropoda, Insecta, Diptera, Tephritidae.